This is a messenger RNA of Papaver somniferum (opium poppy), 3111 nucleotides long. RefSeq lists its product as uncharacterized. Gene Ontology annotation, molecular function: nucleic acid binding; RNA-DNA hybrid ribonuclease activity. The coding region runs from base 1 to 3111 and encodes 1036 amino acids. Lineage: Eukaryota; Viridiplantae; Streptophyta; Magnoliopsida; Ranunculales; Papaveraceae. The transcript is spliced from 11 exons. The record is from RefSeq and is a predicted model, not a curated record.
AUGGGAAGGAUAGCAAAGUGGAAUACGCAGUUAGAACAAUUCAACAUCAUACACGAGAUCCAAACUGCUCAAAAAUCACAAGUCUUGGCGGAUUUCCUAGUAAACCUACCUUUGGAUAAUGGCGAAGAAGUGAAGGACAUUCCAGGGUUAGACGAAUAUGGGAAGGAACUGAUUGAUGUGCUCGAACCUUCUAGCCAACGAAGAUGGGAAGUCUUCGUCGACGGAUCCAGGAACAAGGAAGGUGCAUGCAUAGGGAUCACCAUCACAACGCCCAUCGGUGAUAGGAUGGUGUAUGCACUAAGGCUGGAGUUUGAAGGACACACUAACAACAUUGUUGAAUAUGAGGCAGUAGUACAUGCUCUCCGAUUGAUAACAGAACUCGGAAUAACAGACGUGCGCCUAACGAGCGACUCACAACUUUCGUCUACUUUAAAACUGAUUAUCAUCAACAAUUUAGAUAACAUACACAAAAUCUUGAAUUACAAUACGAGGCCCUCGGCAUUAGCACAUGUUGGUAGAAGACUACCAGUGUCUCUUCUUCAACCUGUUUAUCAAGUAGCAGCACCCAGUUAUCAUCAUCUGUUAACUGAGGAUUCAAGAAGCGAUGAACAACAGAACCAAUUUAUAGUUCAAAGAACCAAGGAAAGACAACGAUUAAGUCAGCAAGAAAGACGUAGAAGGGAUUCAAACAGAAAGCCAAAAAGAGAGCCAUCUAGGCCACGAUCUUUGGCACAAAGAGAACGUCGUAAGAAAGAAAACGAAGAAAAGAUGAUAUUUCUGAAUGGAAGACACUAUGAUGGGAUUAAUAGUGAUCAGCCUACUGAAAUUUUAUCACCAAAAGGAAUGCAACAUCAGGAACAGGUACCAACAAGAAAACAAAAGGCAGCACAACAAUUACAGAAUACCCAUCGUAAACGACAAAGAACACCAUCACAAUCAAUCAAAGAUGUUCAUACAUUUUAUGUUGAUGAGAACAAUACUUUAACCAUACAAGGAGAUCAACGAAAAAGAACAUCAACACAAUCGGAGACAUUAAAGAGGGAAAAAACGAACACAAAUGUCGAUACUAUCUAUCCUGCAGAGAACAAUGCUUUACAAAUGGAAAGAAAUCAUCAUGCGAAUGCUAUAGUAGAUAUGCACACCGAACCAGCAAACUCCGAAAAUUCCAUUGCAACUGAUAUUGAGAUGUCUAUUCCCGCAACAUACUCAUCAGAUGAGUACACUGAUUAUUACGACUCAUCCGAUGAAAAACUUGACGAUGAUACGCAAACGCGGAAACCAGAGUAUUCAACAAUCCUAAGAGCAGGAAAGCUUUUCCAGGAAUUUUUAGUGGACUCAUGGGCUUCUACUGAGCAAAGUCGUUUAGAUUUUUUGAGAUUUAACCAAGGGAAACCACGUGCAGAUCAGUAUGCUGAAAUAAAAGAAAUGAAAAAUGCAGGAUUAAAGCCUAACCAAGGAGGUAAACCGUGCAUUCUACCGUCUUCAUUCACUGGGGGUCCAAGACACAUGUUUGAAAUCUAUCAAGAUUCGAUGGCAAUAACACGUUUUAACCAUCAUCCAGAUAUUUUUCUAACAAUGACUGCAAAUCCGAACUGGCCAGAAAUCAAAGAUGAGCUUUCUAAACAUGAAUAUGCAUCUGAUCGUCCUGAUUUAGUUGCACGUGUUUUUGAAUUAAAAAGAAAGGCACUGAUGGAUGAAAUAAUUAAAAAGAAAGUUUUUGGAGAAGUUGUAGGGCAUGUACACACAAUCGAAUUCCAGAAACGAGGUUUGCUGCACAUGCAUGCAUUAAUAUUCUUACAAAAAUCAGAAAAAAUACGUCCAGUGGAGCAAGUCGAUAAAUUUGUUUCAGCAGAAUUUCCUGAUGAGGGAACAGAUCCAGUUCUCUUCGACACGGUAAGAAAGUGUAUGGUACAUGGACCAUGUGGUGAUAGAAAUCCAGAAUCUCCCUGCAUGAGGAAAGGAAACUGUAUUAGGGGAUAUCCCAAACAAUACAAUAACGCUACAUGUGUAGAUGGCGGAGGGUAUCCAGUUUAUCGCAGAAGGGAUGAUGGAAGAGAAGUUAUUGUGCGCAAUAAACGCAAAGCAUACAAUAUUGACGUUGUUCCCUAUAAUCCACAUCUAACAAGAAUGUUUAACUGUCAUAUAAAUGUAGAAGUCUGUGCAGGUGUAAGAGCUGUCAAAUACAUACACAAAUAUAUCUAUAAAGGACAUGAUAGAACAACAGUGAUUGUGGGUGCGAAGGAUGAGGUUCAAGAGUAUAUUGAUGCCAGGUACGUCGGGCCACCAGAAGCAGCAUGGCGUUUAUUUGGUUAUUCCAUGCAUCAAGAAGUACCAAGUGUGCAAAGGCUGGCAAUACAUUUGCCGGGACAACAAAGAGUUGUUUAUGAGUCGGAGCAAUCGAUGGAAGCAGUGUCAGAAAAAGCGGAUAGCUUUAAAACAACUUUGAUGGGUCAUUUUGAGUAUUAUGCUGAAAAUCCAAAUGCUCCUAAACAUACAUACCAAGAUUUCCCACAACACUUCGUUUGGCUUAAAAAGGAAAAAAGAUGGAAAAUCAGGCAACAAGGCUUUGCGAUUGCGAGAAUCCAUUUUGUUAGCCCUAACGCAGGAGAAUUGUACUACCUUCGAUUAUUGCUGACUGUUGUAGCAGGUGCAGAUUCAUUUCGGAGUUUGAGAACUGUUGACAACGAAGAACAUCCUACAUUUAAAAAAGCAUGCAUAGCACUUGGGAUACUAGAAAAUGAUAAAGAAUAUUUAGAGUGCCUUACAGAAGCCGCAGUGAUCCAAACAGGAAGUCAGAUGAGAAAGCUUUUCAAGAUUAUUUUAUGGGAAUGUAACCCAGCUGAACCAGAAGUUCUAUGGGCGAAAUUCGGAAUGAAUAUAUGUGAUGAUCUACCUCAUGCAAUGAAAAGAUUGUUCAACAUUCAAAAUCCAACAACCGAACAAACUUUGGAUUAUGGAUUGUAUCUGGUGGAUAAAUUACUGCGUGAAUCCGGGAAGAAGCUGGAAGAUUAUAGACCAAUGCCUACACCAAAAGAAAACUGGGGUAAGAUUGUCGGCAACUUCAAUUUGCAAUUCAUGAACCUACAGUUCAAGACAAUAUCGAAAUACUAA